AUGGCGUCCUUCAAAGUGCUUUGGCAGGCGAUCCUGCUCUGCAUGCUCAAUUUAAAUUUAACUCUGGCCUUCGAUCACAUGCCGGGCGCCAAUCAAAGUACAAACGAACUUUUUCAAGACAUUGUCACCUGGGAUGAGUUUUCUGUCAUGGUGCGCGGCGAACGCGUGUUAUUUUUGUCCGGAGAAUUCCACCCGUUUCGGUUGCCGUCUCCCGGCCUCUGGCUCGACGUGUUCCAGAAGAUCAAAGCUGUCGGCUUCUCUGGCGUUUCUUUCUAUACUAAUUGGGCCCUCCUUGAAGGCACACCUGGGGUAUUUCGAGCAGAUGGAGUAUUUGCACUCGAACAGUUUUUCGAUGCCGCAACUGAGGCUGGCAUUUACCUCCUUGCCCGGCCUGGGCCAUACAUCAAUUCAGAGGUUUCUGGUGGAGGAUAUCCGGGUUGGACUUCUCGCAUCAAGGGACCGGUCAGGACGAACGCUACUGACUGGCUCGAUGCGACAAGAAACUACAUCAACAACAUCGGUGCCAUAAUUAGCAAGGCGCAGAUCACCAACGGCGGCCCAAUCAUCCUGUUCCAACCCGAGAAUGAAUACACCAUCUGCGCUGCAGCACUGGCUGGCGCGGGACUCGAUUCGAUCGGAGACUUGAGUACCUGCCUCAACCACUACUACAUGGCUGAUGUGGAGGCUAUGUGGCGCGAAGCCGGCAUAGUCCUUCCUUACUUGAUCAACGACGCUGUGCCGGUUGGCAACUUCGUGCCUGGUUCAGGCGUUGGCGCUGGAGACAUUUAUGGCUUUGAUGGAUAUCCCUUGGGCUGGGGAGAACCUUGUUUGAAUCCUUCGAAUUGGGGCAGGGAAAACGCGAUUUUCCCAGCGCAACUUACCAACUUCACGAUCCAUAUGCAGAUGAGCCCCAGCUCACCGUUUUCCAUUGUUGAAUUUCAGGGAGGAACAGCAGAGCCAUGGGGGGGAGCUGGCGUGGACGCAUGUGCAUCCUUGCUUAAUAACGAGUUCGAGAGAGUCAUUUAUAAAGUUGUGUACGGCUUUCGCACUACUGUGCUUAACUUGUACAUGAUGUUUGGAGGCACAAACUGGGGAAACCUCGGCCAUCCCAUGGGGUACACUUCGUACGAUGUUGGCGCCGCCAUUGCAGAGGACCGCCAAGUGAAUAGAGAGAAGUACAGCGAGUUGAAAUUGCAAGCAAACUUCCUCCGAGUUUCUCCUGCCUAUCAAACAUCCAUGCCAUCAGAAGGCACAUUUGGCAUAUUCACCGACACGAGUGAGCUCGUGACGACUGAGCUCGCUCCAACAGGAACUGGCGGAACCUUCUACAUCGUCAGGCAUAGCGAUUGGACAUCUCAAGCCACUGCCAAUUAUUCCCUGCGCAUUAAUUCCAGCGGUCGGAACUUGACGAUCCCCCAGCUGGGUGGCUGGCUUUCUCUUCCAGGCCGCGAUUCCAAGAUCCACGUGGUCGACUACGACCUCGGCGGCGUGAUACUGCACUAUUCUUCGGCAGAAUUGUUUACUUGGAAGAAGUCACUCUCAAAGACAGUGCUGGUCAUGUACGGCGGUAUGGAUGAAACCCACGAGUUCGCUGUUCCUUCGGAAUUAGGCUUGCCUACCAGGGUUGAAGGCGAUGGCGUUCGAUCAGAGCAGCAAUCUGAGUCUACUGUCAUCCAAUGGGACGUCCAACCAUCGCGCCGUGUCGUCCAUUUUGGUAAGGCCCUGGAAGUCCAUUUACUCUGGAGGAAUGAAGCCUAUCAGUAUUGGGUCCUUGAUCUGCCCAGGCCUAACCCAGUCGGCAACUUCGUCUCUGCAGCUCGGAUCAAUGAUACAGACGCGUCAGUUAUUGUCAAGGCCGGUUACCUCUUACGCAAUGCGACGGUCGCUGCAAAUUCUUUACAGCUCUGGGGAGACGUUAACCAGACUACCGUUAUAGAAGUCAUCGCAGCACCCUUGACCACUGGGGCAACGUUGUUCUUGAACGGCGAGCAAGUGCAAGAUGCGCAUUUCGUGGAAGGCCGCCUAACUGGAACUGUUACAUACUCGGAGCCAGAAAUCAUCCUACCCGACUUCACCAUAGCCGAGUGGAAAUAUGUCGACUCUCUGCCUGAGAUUGGGCAUGAUUUCGAUGAUCAAUCCUGGACACUUCUCGACAUAACCGAGACCAACAACACGCGCGCCCUCACUACUCCGACUUCCCUCUACGCAAGUGACUACGGGUUCCACAGUGGAUCCCUCAUCUACCGUGGUCAUUUCAAAGCUACAGGCAAUGAGACCAGCCUGUUCCUUUCCGUUUCGGGUGGCAAUGCGUUUAGUCAUUCCGUGUGGUUGAACUCUACGUAUCUGGGCUCCUGGGUCGGCAAUCCUGCCGAGUCAAUCCACAACCAGACUUUUCCUUUCGCGUCUGCUCUCAGGCCAAAUAGCAACUAUGUGGUGACUAUCUUGAUCGACCAUAUGGGCCUGACUCAAAAUACCUAUAUUGGGGUAGAAGGUGUCAAGGAACCACGUGGCAUUCUUGACUACUCACUCUCGGGCCAUGCACAAUCUGACAUUACCUGGAGGUUGACCGGAAACGUCGGCGGAGAAGAUUAUUUCGACCUCAGCCGCGGCCCUCGGAACGAGGGAGCCAUGUUUGCAGAGCGUCAGGGCUACCAUCUCCCAGGUGCGCCUCUGCAGGGUAUGGAAACAAAAUCCCCCAUCACCAAAGGUGUUGAGGGCGUUGGUAUUGAGUUCUAUGCUACCACAUUCGAGUUGAAUAUGCCCAAAGGCUACGAUGUUCCGUUGUCUUUCGUUUUCAAAAACGCAUCCCAAGCACUGAAUGGCACUCAGGCAGCGGCAUACCGCGUCCAGCUCUUUGUCAAUGGUUGGCAAUACGGUGAAUAUGUGAACAAUAUUGGCCCUCAGGUAUCGUAUCCAGUACCGGAAGGCAUUCUCAAUUAUGAUGGAAAGAACUACUUUGCAUUGACUUUGUGGUCAUUGGAGCCCAGUGGUGCGAAGCUUGCUGGGCUUUCUUUGGAAAUGGGCACGCCAAUACAAAGUGGUUACACGAAGCCGCUAUUGGUCAACGGAGAAUCCUACAGUGAACGAUCAGUGUAUUGA
Messenger RNA from Diaporthe amygdali, 3099 nucleotides. RefSeq lists its product as uncharacterized. Gene Ontology annotation, cellular component: vacuole. The transcript has 5 exons. Lineage: Eukaryota; Fungi; Ascomycota; Sordariomycetes; Diaporthales; Diaporthaceae. Gene Ontology annotation, biological process: carbohydrate metabolic process. The record is from RefSeq and is a predicted model, not a curated record. Gene Ontology annotation, molecular function: beta-galactosidase activity. The coding region runs from base 1 to 3099 and encodes 1032 amino acids.